AUGAUAUACACUUCAGCUCUUGUUGCUGCGGCUUCACUGCUGCUAGCUGCCCCAGUUGCAGCUGAUGGCAUGUACAGCAAGAGCUCUCCAGUGCUCGCAAUCAAUGGCAUGGAGUAUGAUAGAUUGAUCAAGAAUUCGAAUUACACAUCUAACCUCAAGCCUGCCUAUGAAUCUGCCGCCAAGUCUCUCGCCGGCCUCGCCAAAGUCGCCGCCAUAAAUUGCGACGAUGAAUACAACAAGCCGUUCUGCGGUACCAUGGGCGUGAAGGGCUUCCCGACACUAAAGAUCGUCCGGCCAGGCAAGAAGGCCGGCAAGCCGACGGUUGAAGACUACAAUGGCCAGCGCGAGGCGAAAGCUAUUGUGAAUGCGGUCAAGGAGCGCAUUCCGAACACUGUGAAGCGGGUCGGGGACAAGGGAUUGGAAGAUUGGCUGAAAGAGGGGAACGACACAGCUAAAGCGGUACUGUUCAGUGAUAAAGGCGUUACGAGCGCGACGAUACGGGCGCUAGCGAUUGAUUUCGCAGGUGUCGUGAACAUAGCGCAGAUCCGGAAUAAGGAGAAAGAGGCCAUGUCCACCUUUGGGAUUGAGAAGGUCCCUGCGUUUGUCCUCCUCCCAGGCGGUGACAAGGAGGGGAUCGUGUACGACGGCAAGAUGGAGAAAGCACCCAUGAGCGAGUUCCUCUCUCAAAUCGCUCCUCCGAACCCAGACUGCCCUCCCGAGAAAGAAAAGGCCUCCAAGAAGAAGCAAUCAAGCAAGAAGGAUGGCAAGAAAGAAGCUAAAAAUUCAGCUUCUUUCUCCUCUGCCUCUUCGUCACAGCACUCUGCCGAUGCAGAGUCCGCGAAAGCAUCAGCUACGAACAUCGUUCUCGAAGAACCAGAAAUCCCUACCGAGUCGCCUGACCCGAACGUUGAGACCGCACCGCCUGUUGUAGUCGAAGAAGCUCCCGCAUCCAUCCCUCGCAUCUCUAGCGGUCCAGAUCUUCAGGCCCAAUGUUUCAGCGCCAAGAGCAAACAGUGCAUCCUCGCAAUCCUCCCAGACGGUGAUGCCCUCCCAGACGCCGCUACCACCGCUCUCGCCUCUUUGUCUUCUAUCCACAAGAAGCACGAGGAAUUGAACACACACCUCUUCCCCUUCUUCGCUGUACCGGCUUCGAACCCCUUUGUGGCCGUGCUCCGUGAAGAGCUUAAGCUCAGUGCAGAGGACACGCAAAUCAUUACGACGUUGGCAAAGCGCGGGUGGUGGAAGCAGUACUCCGGCGCUGGGUUUGGGGCCACAGUUGUAGAGGACUGGGUGGAUGCGCUUCGCAUGGGUGAGGGUAAGAAGGAGAAAUUACCCGAUAGUCUCAUCGUAGAGGCGAUUGUGGCAGAGGAGAAGAAGGCAGAUGAAGAACAGCAACCGUUCAAGAUCGAGAUUGAAGAGAUUGUGGACGAGCCCGAGGCACCGAUUCCAGAGCACAACGAGUUGUGA
This is a messenger RNA of Mytilinidion resinicola, 1467 nucleotides long. RefSeq lists its product as uncharacterized. Gene Ontology annotation, cellular component: endoplasmic reticulum lumen. The transcript has 2 exons. Bases 1 to 1467 code for a protein of 488 amino acids. The record is from RefSeq and is a predicted model, not a curated record. Gene Ontology annotation, biological process: response to endoplasmic reticulum stress. Gene Ontology annotation, molecular function: protein-disulfide reductase activity; protein disulfide isomerase activity. Lineage: Eukaryota; Fungi; Ascomycota; Dothideomycetes; Mytilinidiales; Mytilinidiaceae.